Messenger RNA from Chaetomium strumarium, 1422 nucleotides. RefSeq lists its product as uncharacterized. The record is from RefSeq and is a predicted model, not a curated record. The transcript is spliced from 2 exons. Lineage: Eukaryota; Fungi; Ascomycota; Sordariomycetes; Sordariales; Chaetomiaceae. The annotation marks the transcript as partial.
CGUAUGGAGGAGGAGGACACUCAAGCGGUUGCUGAUUGGCUCACACCCGUCAACCAUGCGGCCAGACAUAGUACUCUUCUUGCCCAACAGCGAGAGGAAACUGGACAAUGGCUUCUUGCUGAAGACAAGGUGCGGUCAUGGGUUGACCUAAGCACUGUAGCUUCGGCAACGCUCACCCUCACCAAAAGCAUGGGCGAUAUGGCGGCGAGCUCGAGGGUUUUGUUCUGGCCAGGACCUCCCGGGGCAGGAAAAACAAUGCUCACUGCUGUCCUUGUCGAGCAUCUGUGCAAGCAGUUCCAAAACAAAGGUGGGAUUGGCAUCGCUUAUUUCUAUUGCGAUUACGGCUUGGACAGUGGCCAGGAACCCCCCGACAUCCUUGCAAGCAUACUCAAGCAGCUAAUCCAAAAACGACGUGCUUUGUCCGACAGUGUACGACGACUCUACGGGGAGCACAAAUGGGAUCGAACACGACCCUCGUCUCGGGAGGUUUCAGAUACGCUGAGUUCUGUUGCCAAGGAGUUCUCCAGCAUAUUCAUCCUCGUCGACGGCCUGGACGAAUACGAACUCAGGUCCAAAUCAUGGACUUCCACCUUGGCGGAAAUUAAAAAAUUACGCCCUACCGAGUCCCCGGUCCGCAUCCUCGCAACGUCUUCGGACAUUCCCGCGGUCAGUGGAGAGUUCAAAGGGUAUGAUUCGAUAAUGAUACGUGCGAAUCCUGAAGACCUUCACCGAUAUGUGCAAGGGAGGAUCUUUGACCUUCGACCAUUCGUCUGGAGAGAUGCCGAUCUUCAGGAAACAAUCAAAACUGAGACUGUUAAGAUAGCGGGCGGAAUAUUUCUCGUCGCACAAAUGAUCAUGGAUUCCUUAAGGGACAAGUCGUCAAAGGCAGAAGUCACAGAAGCACUGAAAGCUUUCUCGCCGGAGGGUAAGGCAUCUGGAACCGGCAGUGGGGUUGAUGCAUUGGACCUUGCAUAUUCCCAAAUUGGGGAGAAGAUUGAUGGACAGUUGGACGGCCUUCGGAAACUCGCGAUGGCUGUUAUGGCUUGGGUUACUUGCGCCAGAAGGCCGCUGACCCUGCCAGAACUCCGCCGGGCUGUUUCUAUGAAGCUCGGUCAGAAGAAACUCGACACGGCUGGCCUUCCCGACGCCGUCGAUGUCCUUUCCGUGUGCGGUGGUUUACUAACCGUGGUGGAAGAUUCCGAGGUUGUCCGCUUCGUUCACCCCACCGCAAAGGAGUACUUCAAACGCAACAUUGCCGACAAGUUUCCCGAACCAGAGAAGUCCAUCGCCGGUAUUUGCAUCACCUGCCUAUCGUUUGAUGAGUUCACUGGGUUUUGCUCAUCACGGGAGGAGUUCGACGCUCGAGCCAAGCACAAUCCAUUUUACGAUUACGCUGCGAAGUGUUGGGGGCAUCAUGCUCGG